Camellia sinensis is the source of this 2370-nucleotide messenger RNA. RefSeq names its product glycosyltransferase family protein (DUF23) (gene GALS1). Gene Ontology annotation, molecular function: glycosyltransferase activity. Gene Ontology annotation, cellular component: cytoplasm. The record is from RefSeq and is a predicted model, not a curated record. Lineage: Eukaryota; Viridiplantae; Streptophyta; Magnoliopsida; Ericales; Theaceae.
AUUGACCACACACAGUACUGUCGGUCCGCAUUGGCCACUCAUUCAUCCAAUUAAAUUAAGAUCCAUCCUUCCAUUCAAUCAUCAUCAUCAUCAGGACUCAAACAAAGACUACUGUCGGUGCGACUGCAAGUGCGAGUGCCUUGGAUUCCAACCGCCGGAAGAUGAGGAAGGAUGGGGCAGCGGCAGCCUCAGUUUCCGGCAAUACAGUGGGAAAGGUGUUCCUCUGUUUCGAAACGAAGCCCUUAGUUGCCACAUUGCUUGCCUUGACACUCGUCAUGGUCAUCUGGAACCUCCAACCUUACUACGAGAACAUCCUCUCCGCCGCCAGCCGCUGCUCCGCCUCUGUCCCCUCCUCUCCCACUCCCACUCCCACUAUGCCAUCUCUCCCUAUCACUGCCACCUCCUUGGCCGAGAAGAAGAAGAAGAAGAUGGAGGAGAAGCUCACCACUACUGACCCCAACAAGCGCUUCUUCUCCGCCUACGGCAACGCCGCCGCUCUCUUCGUCCAAAUGGGCGCAUACCGCGGUGGUCCGAGGACAUUCGCCGUCGUCGGCCUCGCCUCUAAGCCCAUCCACGUCUACGGACGCCCCUGGUACAAAUGCGAGUGGAUCUCCAACCCCAACAACAACAAUAACCGUUCCAGCUCCCUCAAGGCCAAGGCCUACAAAAUGCUCCCGGACUGGGGCUACGGCCGUGUCUACACUGUGGUGGUGGUCAAUUGCACAUUCAAUGUCACCCCUAACGAGGACAACGCGGGCGGCAAGCUGAUCCUCUACGCAUACUACGGGGAAUCGCCCAAGAGAUACGAGAAGAUCACGGCCUUGGAGGAAGCACCGGGGUCGUACAAAGAAUCAAAGUAUCGACCCCCGUACCAGUACGACUACUUGUAUUGUGGUUCGUCCUUGUACGGGAACCUGAGCGCGGCGAGAAUGAGGGAAUGGAUGGCAUACCACGCCUGGUUCUUCGGGGAGAGCUCGCAUUUCGUGUUCCACGACGCCGGAGGAAUAUCGGCGGAGGUGGAGGCGGUGCUGGAGCCGUGGGUGAGAGCAGGGAGGGUGACGAUUCAGGACAUUAGGGCACAGGCGGAAUACGACGGGUACUACUACAACCAGUUCCUGGUGGUCAAUGAUUGCCUCCACCGGUACCGACACGCUGCCAAUUGGACAUUCUACUUUGAUGUGGACGAGUAUAUCUACCUUCCGGAUGGGAACACUCUCCAGUCUGUUUUGAAUGAAUUCUCCAAUAAUACUCAGUUUACGAUUGAGCAAAAUGCCAUGUCCAGUGUCCUCUGCUUAAAUGAUUCUUCUACUCGGAAUUAUUCCAGGGAAUGGGGGUUUGAGAAGCUGGUGUUUAGGGAUUCCAGGACAAAGAUCCGGCGAGACAGGAAAUACGCAAUACAGGCUAAGAAUGCAUACUCGACAGGGGUGCACAUGUCGGAGAAUGUGAUAGGGGGGACGUUGCACCAGACAGAGACCAAGAUCAGGUAUUACCACUACCACAAUUCCAUCACUGUCCAUGAGGAGCUUUGCAGAGUAUUGUUGCCCAUGUCCGCCAAGAACAACAUCACGUGGUUCAACAACCUCCCUUAUGUUUACGAUGAUAACAUGAAGAAGCUCAUACCCACUAUCAAAGAUUUUGAGCGCACUUCCAUUGGUUCUGUACAUCUUUUCUCAUAAAUUUGUUUUUCUCCCCCCCCCCCUUUUUUCUUUUUUCUUUCUUUCUAAAAAGAAGUUAAUUUCUCUACAAAAAAUCAAAAUUCAUGGAUGGGGCAGCCUCACCGACACCAAGCUGAUGUGAACAAACAUUCAAGUAAACAGCACAACAGUAGUCUCUGUGAGUGUGUGCGUGCGUGUGUGUUGGGAGGGGGUGGGGGUGCUGAGCAGAACAGCCGAGUGUAAGUAGGAGUAGAGGAGUUGGACCCUUUCACGGGAGUGCAUGAGUUGGGUCAGGCUGUGUAUGUAUGGGAUGGGCAGUGAGAGUGACAAUGAAUGGGAGGAACUUCACUCUUCCUACUACUACUCCCCCACCGUAGAUCUGACAAUCACCCAUCCCAUUCCCAUGCCCAUUCCCAUUUCCCCUCCAAUUCAAAGUUGGGUUCUUUGGCAUUAUUGUUAAUAUUAGCAGCAGCAGUAAUAGUGGCUCUGUAGAAUGGGAAACUACUGCUAAGCUAAGCUAAUAAGAGAGAGAGAGAGAGAGAGAGAGAAGAAAUUAAAGGUGGCCCCCUAAUCACUCCCCAUUGUCUCUGUAAAUUGUAAAGGUGAUUGUUUGAUUAGUCUGUUCCUAUCAAUAUAUAUAUAUAUAUAUAUAUAUAUUCCUUCAUUAUAUAUCUCUAUAAAGUAGCAGAGUAAUAAAUGUACGGUUGGUUUGUAA